AUGUUGUCGACACUUGUCUUGAGCAUGUGCAUUGGACACGCCUUUGCCACGGGCAGGACGAGUCCACCAAGUGGCAGCAUCACCGUGUGCUCUUCGGGCUGUGACUACAAUAUAAUCCAAAAAGCCGUCGGCUCCAUCUCCCCGACGUCAAAGUCUCCGAGCAAAAUCUUCGUCUAUGCCGGCACGUACACGGAGCAAGUGACAAUACCCGUUCUGGCGGGCGCCCUGACCAUCUACGGCCAGACAGCCAACACGGCGUCGUACACCAGCAAUGUCGUCAACCUCACGUGGAAGUCGAGUGCCGCCGACGGCUUCGACGACGAGCACACGGCCGCCCUCAUCAACCUGUCGCCCAGCGUCAGGGUCUACAACAUCAACAUAAAAAACACCUACGGCAAGGGCAGCCAGGCCAUUGCGCUGGCUGCCUACAACACGAAGCAGGGCUACUACGGUGUCGGUCUCUACGGGUACCAAGACACCCUGCUGGCCCAGACGGGCAACCAGGUGUAUGCGGGCUGCUAUAUUGAGGGCGCCGUCGACUUUGUCUUUGGCCAAUACGCACGCGCAUGGAUCACCAAGAGCGAUAUUGCCCUCAAAGCAGGCGGCGGCAGCAUCACAGCCGAUGGACGGCCAAGUGCGUCCGGUGACAGCUAUUAUGUCAUUGACCAGUCGACCGUGACUGCAGCGUCUGGAGCGUCCGUGGCUUCCGGCACCGUCUACCUCGGCCGGCCCUGGAGCCAGUACGCGCGCGUUUGCGUCCAGAAGACUGUGCUAUCCAGCAUUGUCAAUGCGGCCGGCUGGUCGAUCUGGAGCACGAGCACACCCAACACGGCCGGCGUCUCGUUCCAAGAGUACGACAACACGGGCGCGGGCGCCAGAGGCACGCGGGUCAGCUUCGCGACCAAGCUGUCGUCGCCCAUUUCGAUUGGCACGAUUCUGGACAGCGACUAUGCAAACUGGGUGGAUACAAGCUAUGUGUAG
Messenger RNA from Sporothrix schenckii 1099-18, 981 nucleotides. Its product is annotated as pectinesterase. The transcript has 2 exons. Gene Ontology annotation, biological process: cell wall modification. Lineage: Eukaryota; Fungi; Ascomycota; Sordariomycetes; Ophiostomatales; Ophiostomataceae. Gene Ontology annotation, molecular function: pectinesterase activity. The record is from RefSeq and is a predicted model, not a curated record. The coding region runs from base 1 to 981 and encodes 326 amino acids.